Daldinia caldariorum is the source of this 2051-nucleotide messenger RNA. Its product is annotated as glycoside hydrolase family 76 protein. The transcript is spliced from 5 exons. Bases 420 to 1784 code for a protein of 454 amino acids. Gene Ontology annotation, biological process: fungal-type cell wall biogenesis; carbohydrate catabolic process. Gene Ontology annotation, molecular function: mannan endo-1,6-alpha-mannosidase activity. The record is from RefSeq and is a predicted model, not a curated record. NCBI's taxonomy places the organism in Eukaryota, Fungi, Ascomycota, Sordariomycetes, Xylariales, Hypoxylaceae.
AUGGACCCCAAACAUGAUCUUAUGUAGACCACACUUCGCCAAUAGGGCUGUAACAGACCGUUAUUUCAUUCUUUCUUAACACCGAGGCGCAGCUAGUUUUGCUGUUGGUAAACCACAAGUCGACAGCUACCACCCAUAUUCUAGUAGAUCUCUCCAACUUUUUUUUUAGAUAGUUCUUGGCGAGUACACGAUACGAAUUUGACGGCAGACGAGGGACCAAAAGACGACUCUCAUAAGCCAACCAAGUUCAUUUGCCGUUCGAAAAUGCAAUACGACCGUAGUACGUGCUUACUUGUAUAAUGCUAUUUGUAUUUGUAUUUUCGAUCCUACUCGUCUGAAUUUCUUCCAACGACUGCGCUUUCGCGAGGGUCUAUCGAUAAUUCAAACAGCGUCGUCGCGCGACCUCUCAAGUCGCAGAAAUGUCAUCUAUAACGCGAUGCCUUCAUUUACUAUGCCUCGCUCCGGCGGUAGUGUUAGGAGCGCUCGAAGUCGAUUUGAACUCAAAAGAAUCCAUCAAAAAUGCUGCGAAACAGGUCGCCUAUGACUUGAUGACCUAUUAUCAUGGCAACGAAUCAGGUCACGUACCGGGUAUCUUACCGGGACCGCCGCCCGACGGAGAUUACUACUGGUGGCAAGGAGGCGCGCUCUGGGGUGCGAUGGUAGAUUAUUGGCAUUACACGGGCGACGAUACGUAUAACGAUGUCGUGUUCGAAGCUUUGCAGUUCCAGGUCGGCGACGACGAGGACUACGCUCCACGAAACUGGUCGCUCUCGCUCGGUAACGACGACCAGUCUUUUUGGGGAAUGUCCGCGAUGCUGGCGGCCGAAAACAAGUUCAGAGAUCCUCCCAGGGAUAAACCGCAGUGGAUCGCCCUCGCCCAGGCCGUCUUUAACGAUCAGGCCGCGCCGGAUCACUACGACGGUAUCUGCGGAGGCGGCAUGAGGUGGCAGAUCGCCCCGACCAACAAGGGCUAUGAUUACAAGAACACUAUCGCCAACGGUUGCUUCUUUAACAUAGCAUCCCGUCUAGCCCGCUAUUUCAAUAACGAGACCUACGCCGAGUGGGCGAUAAAGACGUUCGACUGGAUCCACGACGUCGGCUACAUCGACGAAGAUUGGAACGUAUUCGACGGAGGCCACGUGCAGUAUAACUGUACGGAUAUUAACAAGCAACAAUAUUCGUAUAACGCCGCCAUCUUGUUAUCGGGCGCGGGUUAUAUGUACGAAUAUACCAACGGCAGCAAAGUAUGGGAGGACCGAAUCAACGGUCUCCUAGACGGGAUGGAGCGGGUGUUCUUCGUGAACGGCACGCUUUACGAGCCUUCCUGCGAAGGCGGCUUCUGCACGUCGGACAUGCUAAGCUACAAGGGCUACGUGCACCGGUGGCUGGCGGUGACGACGUUGACGGCGCCGUUCACGCGCGACCGCAUCAUGAAGCUGCUGCGGUCGUCGGCCGAGCUGGCCGUCAAGCAGUGCACGGGGGGCGCCAACGGCCGCCAGUGCGGGUUCCACUGGACCACGGGAGUGUACGACGGUCAGACGGGUGCCGGCCAGGAGAUGAACGUACUCGGCGCCCUCACCAGCCUACUCGUCGACGGCGCCAGCCCCCCCGUCACGAACAGCACCGGCGGCACGAGUAUCGGCAAUCCGAACGCCGGCAAUCCAAAGACCACGCUCGCGCAGGCUACGCCCGUGACGACGGGGGAUAAAGCCGGCGCGGGGAUAUUGACCGCGUUCGUGCUCGGCACUACGAUCACCGGCGUGAUUUUUAUGGCGUUGGACUGAAUACCUAGGUACCUAAUCUAGUGCCAUUGGGUUUUUUUGAAUAUUGAGAGGCGUUUUUAUGUAUAGAUCUCGUUUAAUUUUUUCUAUUCGUCAAGUUAUAUUCUUAUAUUAUUAACAUGCAUGUAAGAAUCCCUUGAAAUUUACACUUCAGUCGGGGUAUAUACGCUGGCAUUCAAUUGACUACCUACCUACCUGUGUAGGUCUUUUUGUCAUGUACGGUGUGUAUACCAGCGUCUCGGGGUUGAAUAGGGCAUAAAUAUUACAUUA